Messenger RNA from Colius striatus (speckled mousebird), 1769 nucleotides. It is a transcript of the gene GALK2, whose product is annotated as galactokinase 2. Gene Ontology annotation, biological process: carbohydrate phosphorylation; galactose metabolic process. Gene Ontology annotation, molecular function: ATP binding; galactokinase activity. The transcript has 10 exons. Bases 122 to 1498 code for a protein of 458 amino acids. Gene Ontology annotation, cellular component: cytoplasm; cytosol. NCBI's taxonomy places the organism in Eukaryota, Metazoa, Chordata, Aves, Coliiformes, Coliidae. The record is from RefSeq and is a predicted model, not a curated record.
CGCAGCGGGGAGGAGGCCGGGCUGCCGGCUCCGCCGCCCGGAAGGACGGUGCCUGUCCCGUGACCGCGGUCCAGCCCGUGCGCCCACCCGCCUCAGCCUGGGGCCGGCGCAGGGAGCAGCCAUGGCGGCCGACGCCCCCGGCAUCCUCCCGGUUCAGCUGGUGGAGCAGCCCAGACUGCAGAAGCUGAAGGAGAUGUUUGUAUCAAAAUUUGGAUCAGCUCCCAAGUUUUAUGUUCGUGCACCGGGGCGAGUCAACUUAAUAGGAGAACAUAUAGACUACUGUGGUUAUGCUGUGCUCCCUAUGGCUAUAGAACAAGAUAUACUGAUUGCAGUAGAACCUGUAAAAACUCAAGUUGUGCAACUGGCAAAUGCCAACUCUUUGUAUCUGGAUUUCAGUACUAGUGUUAAUAACAUUCAGAUUAACAAAACCAAACCUCAGUGGCAUAACUACUUCCUGUGUGGACUGAAGGGUAUUCAGGAACAUUUUGGUCUUAAUAACCCAACUGGAAUGAAUUGUCUGCUAGAUGGAACCAUCCCUCCAAGUUCUGGUCUCUCUAGCUCCAGUGCUUUGGUGUGCUGUGCAGGACUCGUGACACUAAGAGCUAAUGGAAAAACCCUCUCUAAGGUAGAACUUGCGGAAAUUUGCACAAAGAGCGAGCGUUAUAUUGGCACAGAAGGUGGAGGAAUGGACCAGUCAAUCUCUUUUCUGGCAGAAGAAGGAACUGCCAAGUUGAUAGAGUUCAGUCCUCUGAGGGCAACUGAUGUUAGACUUCCAAGUGGAGCAGCGUUUGUUAUUGCUAACAGUUGUGUUGAAAUGAAUAAAGCAGCAACUUCUCAUUACAAUAUUAGGGUAAUGGAGUGUCGUCUGGCUACAAAGCUUCUCUCAAAGUCAAAAAGUUUGGACUGGAAAAAAAUGCUGAGACUCCAUGAUGUGCAAACCAAGCUAGGAGUUAGCCUGGAGGAAAUGCUGACCAUUGUCGAGGAGGUAUUACAUCCUGAGCCUUACAGCACAGAGGAAAUUUGUAAAUGCCUGGGAAUUAGCCUGGAGGAGCUCCGCUCUCAGAUCCUUAGUCAAAACACGCAAGAUGUUUCCACCUUUAAGUUAUACCAGCGUGCAAAGCAUGUGUAUAGUGAAGCUGCCAGAGUGCUGGAAUUCAAGAAGAUAUGCGACGAAGCACCUGCCAACGCGAUCCAGCUGCUGGGAGAAUUAAUGAACCAGAGCUAUAUCAGCUGCAGGGAGAUGUAUGAAUGCAGCUGUCCCGAACUGGAUCGCCUGGUAGACAUCUGCCUGCAAUUUGGGGCCGUGGGGUCACGUCUGACUGGAGCUGGAUGGGGUGGCUGCACUGUGUCAAUGGUGCCUACUGACAAGCUCAACACUUUCCUAAAUAAUGUAAAAAGAGCUUAUUACCAAAGCGACGCCCAAAGGUUAGCGCUGGAGAAUAAGAGUCUGUUUGCUACCAAACCUGGAAGAGGAGCUUUGGUUUUUGUUGAGGCCUAAAGAACGUAAAAAUUGUAAAGAAACUAUGUAGGGCAUUUAGAACUGGCAGUACUUCCCCCGCCACAGUAAAUGAAUGCCUGCUCUGCUUUUUAUUGUCAUGAGCAGUUGCUAUUAUCACAAUAUAUUUCUGAAGAACCAAUUAAAAGAAAACCCUUUGAUUACAAACUCUUUCUUUUUCAGUACUAAAAAUACCUUUCAGUAUGAACAUUGAUUUACAAGAACCUGUACACAAGGAAAUUGGAAAAUGAAAUAAAGAUGAUACUUUCUUAAA